Messenger RNA from Nerophis lumbriciformis (worm pipefish), 597 nucleotides. Lineage: Eukaryota; Metazoa; Chordata; Actinopteri; Syngnathiformes; Syngnathidae. The record is from RefSeq and is a predicted model, not a curated record.
AUGUCAUUCUUAUUUGAUUGGAUUUAUAGCGGGUUCAAUAGCGUACUACAGUUUUUAGGACUGUACAAGAAGUCAGGCAAGCUCGUAUUCCUCGGCCUGGACAAUGCCGGCAAAACCACGCUACUGCACAUGUUAAAAGAUGACAGACUGGGCCAACACGUGCCCACUCUCCAUCCCACCUCGGAAGAGUUGACGAUCGCCGGCAUGACAUUCACCACUUUUGACCUUGGAGGCCACGCACAAGCCCGGCGAGUGUGGAAACACUACCUCCCCGCCAUAAAUGGCAUCGUCUUCCUUGUGGACUGUGCGGAUGGCUACAGGUUGGCAGAAUCCAAAGCAGAACUUGACGGCUUAAUGACGGACGAGACCAUCGGCAACGUGCCCAUCCUCAUCCUGGGCAACAAGAUCGACCGACCGGAGGCCAUCAGCGAGGAGCGGCUGAGGGAAAUGUUUGGACUCUACGGGCAGACGACAGGCAAGGGCAACAUUCCCACGAAGGAACUGAACACGAGACCCCUUGAAGUUUUCAUGUGCAGCGUGCUAAAGCGUCAAGGCUACGGCGAGGGAUUCCGCUGGCUCUCCCAGUACAUCGACUGA